AUGGAUUUGAGUGCAGCGUUGAACUUUUCAACCUCACCAUUGUCGCUGGUCAUGAUGGGACCAGAAACUUGGUAUCAGUAUUCCAUGAAAUAUAAAAUGACUUUGGUUUGCAGCUAUACUUCGGAAGAGCCGGACUGCAAUGCGUUUGUCUCAUCCUGGGAGACAGUGGCACAUAGGUUGCGUGGCCUGGUCAACGUUGGUAAAGUGGAUAUGUCAGUGAACGAUGACGUCACGGAACGAUUUCGCCUGGAUGAUUCUCAGUGUCCAACCUUCCUUCUGUAA
Messenger RNA from Gongylonema pulchrum, 282 nucleotides. Lineage: Eukaryota; Metazoa; Nematoda; Chromadorea; Rhabditida; Gongylonematidae. The record is from the annotation of a GenBank genome assembly.